AUGUCUAAGAUUCCCCGGAGUUUCAGACUGCUUGAAGAACUUGAAAAGGGCGAAAAGGGGAUGGGGCCCGAGUCGUGCAGCUACGGGCUGGCUGAUAAUGACGAUAUUACAAUGACGCACUGGAAUGGCACGAUUCUGGGUCCACCUCACAGUAACCACGAGAACCGGAUAUAUUUCGUGGCUCUGGUGUGCGGUGAGGAGUAUCCCGACCAGCCUCCCCAGAUUAGGUUUCUGUCCAAAAUCAAUCUUCCCUGCGUCAACCAGACCACUGGCGAUGUCCAGGCCAGUAGUUUCAAUACACUAAAGAACUGGAAGCGUUCUUACACCAUGGAGACGCUGCUUCUUGAUCUGCGGAAAGAAAUGGCCCUCCCUGCUAAUAAGAAAUUACCCCAGCCCGCUGAGGGAACCACGUUUUAA
This is a messenger RNA of Lachancea dasiensis, 417 nucleotides long. The record is from the annotation of a GenBank genome assembly. Lineage: Eukaryota; Fungi; Ascomycota; Saccharomycetes; Saccharomycetales; Saccharomycetaceae.